UGAAGAUAUCGUUUUAAAAGAAGUUAAAUACUUGCUCCGAAUCUUAAAAAUGUUGGGACUGUUUCCCCGUUUGGUAGAUUACGACCCGUGUUCUUCCGUAUCUUUACGAUUACAUAAUGUUCAAGUUUUUAUGAUUAUCGGGGUAGCACUUAUUUCAAUUAAUUUCUGGUUUUUUGUUUUCUUUUCAUUCGAAAACUUUCACUAUUUCUCUCUAUUUAGAAGUGGCUAUCAAACGGAAACCAUUAAUCAGUUCAUUGAGUUAUCCUUUUGUGUAGUGACUUCGACCUUGAUAUUCUAUGUGAGCGCUCUAAACUCUAGAAAUCAAUUCUUUAUUCUGAAUGACCUCUUGCUCCUAGACCGCAAGUUUCUUAAGUUUAAUAAAAAGUUAACUGCUACACAUACUACUCAUAAAUAUCCUUUUACACUAAUUAUAUUUCCACUAAUUAAUUUGUUCUUUUCCGCACAAAUGUUUAUGCCAUAGGAAGGAAUGCACCGGUUUUCCGUUAUUGCAAUAAUAUAUUAUCCAAUGGUACUAACUGUGUGCCUUUCACAUGUGCUAAUUAUUAUGUACUUUCUAAAAGUGGUAACAAGUCGUUUAGAAACCUUAAACUCGUCCCUUUGCGUUUUGUGGAUACCCCAUACAAUAUGUAGAGAGUUGACCGUUACAUUAACAUUGAGGGAUCAUAUUUGUGAUAUUGUCAAUAAAAUAAAUGCAGUGUAUGGAUUCACAUCUUUAUUAUGUUUUGCUUAUGGAUCAUACUCCAUGACAGCUGAAAUAUUGUAUUUGCUGGAUACAUUGACGGAUCCAAAAUAUCCAUUUCGCAGCCUCAUCAUCAACGUCAUUUGGGUAUUAACAUUUUUUUCCCUAUUGUUUCAUUUGUCUGCUACCAGUAGUGCAAUGAGUGAUGAGGCGAAGAAAACCGCUGAAAUCUUGUCACGGGCAUAUGGAAAAGGAAAGGAUUACCAAAACAUCAUCGACAAGUUCCUAACGAAGAGCAUAAGGCAGGAAACGAAAUUUACAGCUUACGGAUUCUUCGUUAUCGACAAUUCAACAUUAUUCAAGAUUAUAUCAGCCGUCACAACGUAUUUGGUAAUAUUAAUACAGUUCAAGCAACUAGAGGAAUCUAAGAACGAUUGAAAUUAAACCCACUUAAAUAACCCACCUGACAAUUUAACUAUGAAGCACAGCACCGAUUCAGAUUAUAUACUUUUUUGAACAUAUUAUACAUAUAUUUACAUAUUCGUGCAUGAACAGUUUGAUUCA
Hermetia illucens (black soldier fly) is the source of this 1264-nucleotide messenger RNA. RefSeq names its product gustatory receptor 68a-like. The transcript is spliced from 4 exons. NCBI's taxonomy places the organism in Eukaryota, Metazoa, Arthropoda, Insecta, Diptera, Stratiomyidae. Gene Ontology annotation, biological process: sensory perception of taste. The record is from RefSeq and is a predicted model, not a curated record. Gene Ontology annotation, cellular component: membrane; axon; neuronal cell body. The coding region runs from base 488 to 1138 and encodes 216 amino acids.